Molecule: messenger RNA, 4523 nt
Organism: Podarcis muralis (Common wall lizard)
Lineage: Eukaryota; Metazoa; Chordata; Lepidosauria; Squamata; Lacertidae
Gene: FAM81A
Product: family with sequence similarity 81 member A
Source: RefSeq, a predicted model, not a curated record
AAAUAAGUUCCUUCUCUCUCUCUCCUCUUGAGGAGGGCCUUGCUUCACGGAGGUUGCUAUAGCGACAGCGUCCUGGCAACAACUCCCAGCUGCUGCUUUGCUUCUCCUUCUCCGAGGCCCAGCCAAGAAGAGCCGAGGGGGCUCCUCGGUUGCCACGCUCCUCGGUUGCCGCGGUGGAAGCAGGAAAUCAGCAACAGAGGGGCACCAGUACACCCCAGCUUCAUCCUGGGAAGCCUUUAGGUGUGGCUGCUGACCUGAAAAAUACCUACACCCCCCAAACAAGAAGUGUAGUCAAAUAUGCUGCUAUGAUACUCAGAAGCAGAUUUGGGGCACUCCAGCCCUGCCCUAACCAGACCCAGGCAUAAAUUCUUGGAAAGAGAGGAUGGCACAGCGAAGCCCGAUAUUCUCCACACUCGGCCCAACUGAAAGACGAAUCCGGAACAUUCCCCUCCACAGCCAAGCUCUGACGGCCAUUCCUCUUGGGUCAGCGAGACUCGUGGACCAGCUAGAAGACAGGAUUCUCAGCCAUGAGAAGACGACAGCCGCCCUUGUGGAACACGCUUUUCGCAUCAAGGAAGACAUUGUUUGCACGCUGCAUAGGAUGCAGAACAAAGGCGGAGGGGACCGGCUGGCCAGGCAGCUCUUGGAGGAGCACAUCCGCAACAUCACAGCCAUCGUCAGGCAGCUGAACCGGGACAUUGAGGCUCUACAGGAACAGAUCCGUGUCAGGGAUAACCUCAGUUACGGAACGAAUUCGACACUGAAGAGCCUGGAGAUGCGUCAGUUAUCUGGUCUGGGAGAUCUCAGAGGUCGGGUUACAAGGUGUGAUACUGGGUUAGCCAGAUUGUCUGCUGAACACAAAGUUACCUACGAAAGACUACAGAACCUAAGCAAAGAUCAGCAGGCGACCAAGUUGAUACUGGAGUCCAAAAUAAAAGAAGCAGAAAUACAGAUUUCUCACCUUUUGAGCAGAAUAGAGCAGUCAAUCAUGCAACAGGAAGCCAAACUGAAGCUCACAUAUAAAGAGAGCAACCAACAGCUCCACCUUCUGGACACAAAAUUACAGGAUGCCAUUGAUUACCUCAGUAACCAGAUCUCAUCUGCACGAAGCUGGAUGGAACAGGAGCAUGACCGGUUUGAGAAAGAGUUUCUGGAGAAGAUUGAUCAGCUGUCCCUGGCCAUUAAGGAAAAAAGUGAAAUGGACAGCAGGGCCUUAGAGAUGCAAUUCAGCGAGAUCCAAGGGAAACUUAAUAAAAUGGAAGACGGGCAAAAGAUCACCACGGAAGAACACGGAGCAAAGAAGACCGAAGACAGAAUCAACAUCCAGCUCAGCAAGCUUCAGAUGGAUAUUAAUGAAGAUAUAAAAGAGGUGAAAGCCGAGGUUAAUGCUGGAUUUGCAACCAUCUAUGAGAGCAUUGGAUCUCUGCGGCAGGUUCUUGAAGCCAAAAUGAAACUGGAUAAGGAAGAGCUGCAGAAGCAGAUUCAGCAAAUGAAGUAAAGGCAUCUGAAUGCAGCUCACCUGAGCAGCUGGAAGAAAAAUGGAUCUGGUCUGCCUAUAAUGUUGAUCCAGGCUGCGAUAUAAAUCUGAUGGAUGGACAGAGCUAUGUGCUCCCAAUCUUGUGGAGCUGUAUGGUUACUGUAAAUAGUAAAAAGACAGCAUUGCUAUCAAAAAUACUUUUUACGGAAGACCUGUGAGGACCACUGCCCUGUAACUCCAGAUCUAAGCUCCAUUGACUCCAAAAGAGCUGUCUCACAUAACUUGGGUCACAGAUUUUUGUCAGGGCCUCCAAAUGCUUGAGCAGAGCCAUGUAUUCCAACAUGCUGAAGGAUGCAAGAUCUCUAGUCUGCAAUUCAGGUCAAUUCAAUCAGUUUCAUUCACUACCAUGGGACUGAAUUGGAUUUAAAUCUGCGCACUUUGGCCAUCGUUGAGUUCCGUUGUGAGACAUAAAAGUGCUAAUCUAUAUUCCACUAAAUUCAAGAACAAAAAUCCACCGGAGAACAUCCAGAAUCAAUCAGCUGGCAGUCAUUGUGAGGAUCCACCAGAACAGGUGUUUGCAACACAGCCUUCUGCUGAAGGUCUAAUGCUCUAUUGCAUGUUACGGUCCUCCGUUGGUUUCACAGUUGUAUAUCCUGCCUUGUUUAAUUUAUUUAUUUAAGACAGGGAUGGGAAACCUGUGGUGUCUUUCCAGAUACUGUGGGACUCCAACAGCCCCCCCUAUCCCUGAUCACUGGCCAGGCUGGCUGCUGGGAGUAGGGGGCCCAUCUCUUUAUUUACGUACCGCUUCUCAGCAAACCCCAGAAAGCGGUUUUACAUAAAAAUGUUAAAACAAUAAGUAUUAAUUAAAACCACGUACACGUAAAAGAGACAAGCUACAGGGAAAGAAAACUUUUUGAAUGUGAGAUCUCUCCUUGCCUCUGGACAGGAUAGUUCUUGGCCAUCCUUCUGUAGGUGGUUCUUGAGGGGAAGAGAGGCCACCUCAGCUUGCAGGGCGUGAUGCGGCGAUUGCCCAAGCUGCUCUGUCCAUUUUCCAUGCAAGGUAUUGAGAAGGUUACAGUAUUAUUGCAAAAGGUUUGGGGCUUUCGCCAUGAAAAUCGUCUCUUAAAGCUCAAUCCACAGAAAACCUGAAUUGACAUUUGCUCCAAUUCAGCUUUAAACAGCAGGUUUUCAUAGGGAAAGCUCAAGGGAAAACAAGAACAAAACACUCAGACAGGGAGCGUUAAAGCUUCGACCUCUGCCUGGAAGGGCAGAGCAAAAGGUAAGCGUGGAUAAGCCCUGUCUGUUCCCAGGAUCCUUAAUUUCCCCCUCCUCCCCUUCUGGGCUGCUCUCUCUUGCAACUCUUGCAUCUUCUUGUGUCUUAUGCCUUCCUCCUGGCUCCCUCAGUCUCUUAUUCCUGCCUUCAGAGCUUUUGCCUUUCUCCCUGGCUAAACUGCUCAGGUCUUUGCCAUCCUCCUGCCAGGCCCUCUGUCAUGGUAGGCUACCUCAUCCAAUCACUGCCAGAGGCCUCAUGGCCACUUGCUUUCCACACAGGAGACGCCAGGGCCAAUUCCCAGAAGCCUCUUUGAUUAGAAAAGUAUCAGUUAAUAGGAUGAUAGGCAGCAACUUUCCGGGGGUUUCAGGCAGGGAGUCUCUCUCAGUCCAACUGGAGAUGCCAUGAGGACCUCCAUUGGACCUGAGACCUCCUGCAAGCAGAGCAGGUGCUUUGCUGCUACCCCUUCCCCAAGUUCACAAGUCAAAGGGAAGACAUUUUGCUCUCAGAAACUCUGGAGAACCAUAAGCUGCUCAGAAAGGACAACACUGGCCUAGAGGCAGCUGUGUAUGUCCACCGCCACCAAAUCCCCUCGUCUGUUAUGAGACCCCACUGCUCCUCAAAAAGCUCUCCAAGCCGUCUAGCCCAAGAUUAUCAAACUCCUGCCUUACUUUCUCUUGGACAGUGUGAGAAAACCUCUUGGCCUGAGAGCUGAAUGGCCUCUUGGCCAACCCUCCAAGGGACAGAGGCCACAGUGGGCAUGGCCAAACCACACAUGUACAACACACAUGUACUUGCAUGCAAAGAGCAUGCACACUAAUUAUGCAUUCCCUCCGCUCCCCUCCCCCCAGCAAUUAGGCUGAAAAAGGGUAUUUUGGCCUCUUUCAAGCCAAACUGCUGGAGGAGGCAGAGGUGUUCUUCCUGGAGGCUGCAGGAAGCAGGUUGCUCCAUCCAUCCUGCAACAAUUGGGCUUGGUGGGGAGGGACAGAAGACAGGAGCCAGCAGAAGACUUUUUUCUAAGCCUAAUUUUGUCAUGGGGGCUGUUUUCAGCAAUGGGGGGUCUCUGUUCAAUGGGAGGGGAGUCUAGGGCUAAUGCAGCAAUGGGCUUCUAUACCCAAGCAUGUAAAAUUUAUAUAUAGCCAUGGAUAAUUGCUGCUGGAGAAACCAGAGCCUGCUUUUUUUAAUGCCGAGACCAAAUCUAUGCAUUUUGAAGCCCCAUUUAUUUUUCACUGAGGAAUUAAACACACCUGCAACCAGGGCUGGCCCAAUGUAGAUGUUUAUCACCACCCCUGUUCCUGAUGUAAAUCUUUACUCACCCCUUAUUCCCUGGCGGGGGUGAGGGAACCAUUUUGUGGUUCGCCUCAAGGCAAACAUGUCUUGGGCCAGCCCUGCCUGCAGCUGUUUCCCACUGAAAUCAGAGAUACUUAAAACUGCACUGUCACGGCAAACCUUCGGUUUGUGUUUGAGCCUUUCUACAGGACCCUUUCCCUGCUGUUUUCAGCCAGAACAGCAGGUGACUCUGUACAGGUGCUUUGGCAAGCAAGUAUUUUGACAAAACGACCUUUCACUUUAUUUCACGCCCCCCCCCCUUUUCUCUCUCUUGUGUUUCAUUAAGAUUAAGGGUCAAUUUUUUGUAAUAUCGCAUGGUGCUGCUGGAUAUUGUGCAACAUUUCCUUCUGAUUUAUAAGAGUACAGUGGUACCUCGGGUUACAUACGCUUCAGGUUACAGACUCUGCUAACCCAUAAAUAGUACCUUGGUUAAGAACUUUGCUUCAG